This is a messenger RNA of Hibiscus syriacus, 3660 nucleotides long. RefSeq names its product protein SMAX1-LIKE 8-like. The record is from RefSeq and is a predicted model, not a curated record. Gene Ontology annotation, molecular function: ATP hydrolysis activity; ATP binding. NCBI's taxonomy places the organism in Eukaryota, Viridiplantae, Streptophyta, Magnoliopsida, Malvales, Malvaceae.
AUUUUAAGAAAAGCUUUUGUUUUUAUGAUAUCCGGCGAUGCCUACGUCGGUAAGUGUAGGGCGGCAAUGCUUAACGCCUGAGGCAGCUCACGUGCUAGACGAGGCGGUGAGAGUCGCGCGACGAAGGGGACACGCGCAAACGACGUCGCUCCAUGUCGUUUCCGCUCUUCUAUCUCUCCCUUCUUCCCCACUACGCGACGCCUGUGCCCGUGCCCGUAACGCGGCUUACUCCCCUCGCCUCCAAUUCAAGGCGUUGGAGCUUUGCCUUAGCGUGUCACUGGACCGAGUCCCCUCGAGUCAACUCAGCAACGACCCGCCCGUCUCUAACUCGCUCAUGGCCGCGAUAAAGCGGUCUCAGGCGAACCAGCGAAGGCAGCCCGAAAAUUUCCACCUUUAUCGCGAUAUGUCGCUGCAAAUUCCUUCCAAUAAUAUCUCAUGCGUCAAAGUGGAACUCCAAUACUUGAUUUUAUCCAUCCUCGACGACCCAAUUGUGAGUCGGGUCUUCGGCGAGGCGGGUUUUCGGAGCUCCGAAAUCAAGCUGGCAAUCAUCCGCCCCCUCCCUAGUCUCUUAAGAUGCUCCCGACCUAGUGGACCACCGGUUUUUCUUUGCAAUCUAGAAGAAACAGAUUCGGCUCACGAAAACACCCGGAUCCCAGGUCAUCGGGGAUUCAAUUUCCCGUUCCCGGGUUUUGCAUCGUUUUACGGAGGAGAAGAAAACUGUAGGAGAAUAGGAGAAAUUUUGACGCGAGGGAGGAAUCCGCUACUUGUCGGUGUAUGUGCAAAUUAUGCACUCGCGAGUUUUACGGAAUCUUUGGAGAAAAAACAACGGUUUCUGUCUAAAGAAAUUCCGGGGUUAAACAUAAUUUGCAUCCAAAAUUGUAUCUUGCAGUGCAUUAAUGAAGGUUUUACUAAAGGGGAGACGGAUUCAAAAUUUGAAGAAAUGGGUCGGCAAAUGGAAGGAUCCGGAUCCGGAUCCGGGGUGGUGGUGAACUAUGGAGAUUUGAAAAUCUUUGUUAGUGGCAAGAGUGAAAAAGACGAAGAAGACGCUAAUGAUGACAAGUUUGUCGAUGAGGAAGAUGGAGUUAGUUAUGUAGUUGGACAGUUAACGAGGUUAUUACAGUUUCAUGGAGGUAAAGUCUGGUUGUUGGGAGCUGCAACGAGUUACCGGACAUAUUUGAAAUUCUUAACUAGGUUUCCUUCCGUUGAAAAAGAUUGGGAUUUGCAGAUUUUGCCCAUCACUUCUGUUAAGAAUUCAUUGGUUCAGCCUUACUCAAAGUCCAGCUUGAUGGAGUCAUUUGUUCUAUUUGGUGGGUUCUUCUCUAUACCUUCCGAGUCGAAGGGGUCCAUAAGAAGCUCAUAUGUACCCCGCUGUCAUCUAUGCAACGAGAGGUGUGAGCAAGAAGUAAAUGCCAUUUCCAAGGGAGGAUUUAAUGUUUCCGUGGCGGAUCAGUGCCGAUCUACUUUGCCUGCUUGGUUGCAGAUGACGGAGGUUGGUGCGACCAAGGGAUCAGACUCAAAGGCCAAAGAUGGGCAGUUAUUGAACACUAUGGUAGCAGGACUGCAGAAGAAGUGGGACAAUAUUUGCCAGCGCCUUCAUCGCACUCAUCCAGGCCCCGAGUCGAACACUUUUCGAGAAAAUCCUCCAUUCCCAACUGUUCUUGACUUUCAUUUCAUCCAAGACAAGAAGGAAAAUGUUCACAGUCAUGGUAGCGACGACAGCAGAAAUGCACUGGAUGGUGAAAAUAAUUGCAUAAAUGCAACUUCAUGCUCGCCUCUUGAUUUUCAAAACAUGUCUACAUCACUAUCAAACAAUCCUUCACCUGUAGUAUCCAAGGCUGAAAAUGGAAGUUUCCUGCCCAAACUAGGGGGAAAACCUUCCAAGGGAGAUGUUUGCAAAGCAAUUGAACCCAUAUCCCCUUGCAGUUUGUCCAAUUCAAGUGUGGGUGAUACUACUCAAGCGUCAUCUACAUCUGUGGUUUCUGUGAAAACUGAUUUAGGGUUGGGUUUAUGUUCGGGUUUCUCGGGCAAUACAUUGAUGAAUCCUUCAAACCGAGACCAUCCAGGUUGCCUCCCUGAAAAUUUUGAUGCUAUUAAUGGGACUGUCUCUAGCCAUCCAUCUCAGUUCUCAUCCUCUUCCUCCCCUGACUUUGGUGGAAAGCUUCACCUAAGCAAUUUCAAGACGCUUUUUAAAGCUGUCACCGAAAGAGUUGGAUGGCAACCUGAAGCUGCAAGUGUUAUUUGCCAAACUGUAGCCGACCGCUGUGCAAGAAAUGGAAAAUGUCAUGGAGCCAGUCGAAGAGGUGAUAUUUGGUUGAAUUUCUCUGGACCUGAUAAAUGUGGCAAAAGGAAAAUUGCCCUUGCACUCGCAGACAUAAUAUAUGGAAGCGGAGAAAAUUUCAUCUGCAUUGAUCUAAGUUCCCAAGAUGGGGCGGCGACCAGUAUGCAGUUGAUCUUCAAUUCCCAGGAAGUGAAUAAUGAUUUAAGGUUCCGAGGGAAGACUGUGGUUGACUAUAUUGCUGAAGAGUUGAGCAGAAAGCCCUUGUCUGUUGUCUUCCUUGAAAAUGUAGAUAAAGCUGAUGUUCAGGUUCAGAGCUGCUUGUCCCAAGCUAUCCGAAUCGGUAAGUUUUCGGACUCACGAGGAAGAGAAGUCAGCACAAGCAAUGCGAUAUUCGUGACGACUUCAACAUUAACCAAGGAAAAUCAAGUUGUUUGUCAUAAAAAACAAGCAUCUAACUAUUCCGAGGAUAAAAUAUUGAGAGCCAAGGGUCGGCCACUGCAGAUAGUGAUCAAGCAUGAUGACAAAAUAAUUACAAGGAAUAGCACCUCUAAGCAGGGGUUUUUGAAUAAAAGAAAGCUGAUUGGCUCCCAUGAAACUCUGGAGCAGCAUGAGAUGGAAAUUAAUAAACGGGUCAACCGAACAUCACCUUUGAAUCUAGAUUUGAACAUUCCUGCUGAAAACAAUGAAUUGCAUGAAACUGAUGACGCCAUUGUCGACAAAGACUGUGUCGAUGAGAGCCCCAUGCGUUGGUUGCGGGAUUUCUUUGAUCAAUCUAUAAAAAAUGUGGUAUUCAAGCCAUUUGAUUUCGAUGCACUCGCAGAGGAAGUACGGGACAACAUAAACCAGAAUUUCCGCAAGUUGAUAGACGCAGAGUGUUUGUUAGAGAUAGAGUCGAAAGCCAUGAAACAACUAGUGGCAGUUGCAUAUUUAUCUGAUGAGAAGAUGGUGAUUAGGGAUUGGGUGGAACAAGUUCUUAGCAAGGCAUUCACGGAAGUUGAGAAAAAGAACAACCUCAACGCUCACACCGUCGUGAAACUUGUUCCCUGUGAGGGCCUCCCUUCUGAGGAGCAAACACUAGGACUAGGAGUUUGUGUUCCCCCUAAAAUUAUUCUCAAUUAAUAUAAGUAUAGCUUCAUAAUCCCAUGAUUUUUGGGGCAAUCUUCUCGUCUUCCAGUUCCAGGUCGCUAGGUCGUGUAUUCUACCAUGUAUAAUCAAUCUGUAGUGAAGUGUUAGUGUGGUACAUCUAUUCUUCACCACCAAAAAGGGACCACCAAAAAGGACCCCUUUUUGUAUUUUUUUUUGGCUUGGUUUGAUUACUUGUGGAUGUUUUUAGAUAUAUGAUCCUGCCUUGUAUGAAGUAACCAUUUCUUACAUUUACCUUG